GAGAUGAUAUAAGAAUAAUAACUGUUCUUGUCUACCACUCAGCUGAUAAAGCUUUUCACAAGUCUUUAUUAUUUAUAUUUUAGUUCUAUAUUAUGGCGCACGCUAAACAAAAAAAAAUAUAUACACUAUAUCUGCAUAUAUAUAUUUGUAAAUAACCCGCUGAGGCUAACAUAAUCACUAACAUUUCACCUUGACAACAUCUAUUUAUAUAUAAAACAGGUAAAAUUAGCAAUUCCAAUAAUGUGUCAAACAGCUGUUUCUUGUAAACAAGUUUAAAUUUAAUGGCUGAUUGUGUCAGUACCACCACUGCCACCACUAUCACCAUUACCACCACUGCCACCACUACCACUUACUUAAGCUGACCGUCAGUUAAUAUGAUGGAGAGUGUGUGUUGUGGUAGUAACUGAGGGAAGAGCACAGUUAUUAGAAGUUGACAGCAACACUCAGGCUUCUCGCUGCUCCAAGAAACUCCUCUUGCUACAUAGGAAAUUUAAAAUGGAAAACAAGAACAGAGUUAUUGAUAUCCUGCUGCAUGAAUAUAUUAGAAAAAUAGAUAUAAAAAAUCUACGUAAAACCUUAGAGGGCAAGUCGUGUGUGGAUUCAUUCAUCACAAAGGACUGUUCAACAGCAAUGCAUUUAGCAUCUUCAUUAUCUGAUGAAGCUGAUUGCUUAACUGUUGCAGAAUUUUUUCUUGCACUUGGAGCUAACCCUAAUGUUCCAGACAAAGAAGGCAAGACCAGUUUACACAUUGCUGCAUCAAUGGGUUACAGUCGUCUGCUGGAUCUCCUCCUUGUUAAUGGUGGCGAUCCUUUGCUAGGUGAUAUGAAGGGACAGUUACCUGUGGACUGUGCUUACCACCAACAUCACUUGGAAAUCGUUAAGCAACUCACUAAACUUCUGGACACAGAGAAUUAUGCUGGUGCACAAGAGAAUUCCCAUAAGUAUAGCCUUUCUUUCUGUAAGUGCAACAUGUAUAAUAGUGCUGACUCAAAACAUCAAACUGUCCAAACUUGUAACUACGUAGAAGUAAACCGAGGUAGAUGGGACAAAGAUGAAAAUGGCAUACAAUAUCAGCCACCAAAAAUGGGCAAGAAAUUAGGACUUGUCCCCAGAAAUAACCCAGAACCUAAGGAACCCAUCCAGCCCCAGUGCUUCAAUCUGAAGAAGUGGCAGGAGCUCCCUGGGGACGAAAUGGGUGCAGGGUCCACUGACAAACGAUUUGGAAUCCAUCCCACACAAAAUGCUCAGAAAGGAUCCAUGCCCCUGCACAAACCCUCACUAAUUGCAAAACAAAUUGCAAAGCUGAGGAACCAUUUAGAGCAAAGGUUUUACAGUUCUAUUUUUCUUCAUUGUCAGGAAGAACACAGACACCGUCCAUCAUCACCCACCAAAGAAGAUUCAAAAGUUAUGAACCACUGGAUCUCCAGUGAUGAAUCAUUGUCCCAGGAAUCCUUUUUCAUCAGAUAUAAUACGACUCAUAUAAGUGAGACGGAUAAAGUUUCUCAAGUCCAGGAUGUGAAUUUCAGUAGUGAUUACAUUCCACCUUGGAUUAAUAAUAAUAAUUUUCUUCAAUAUUUAAAACAGAAGGUUGAGGCAUGUUACACAGACAGUGACAGUGACAAUGACAUGAGGUCAUUACGUAGAUGUCUCGGGAAUAAAAUAAAACAUGGUACUAUAACAUUUCAUGAAUCUUUUGACUCUGCUCAGGAGUUAGAAUCGUUUACUGAUCCUCCCAGUGAAUUUGACAUUGCUCAUUUGACUAUUGAUAUCACUCUUGAUGCAAAUAGUGAAGAUGGAAAUCAGCAUCUUAAUGGAACUUACAUGCCACCUAAAAACAACCUGUUUUUUCCUGAUGGACAAAUGAUAUCAAAUUCACUGCAAGACAUAGAAGAAAAUACAGAAAUACACAAAAAUGAAUUUGAUUACACAUUAAACAAUACAACAGUGCAUCCAACCAACAAAACUUUUAUGGACCACGAAAAGAAAAGUCAGAUGAUGUCGAGUAAUCUUCCCACAAAAAUACUAGGUGAUAAUAAAGAGUUUCAUAAGGAAGUAUUUCCUGAUGUGACAGCACCUGAAAAUAUUCUUAUACCAGAAGCAUAUACUACGGUAACACUUAUCAAAGCACCUAAAAAGAAAAAAAUAUCAAAAAAAAAAAAGUAUUCAUCUUCCCUGAAAAACUUUACAAAACAAGUUGAGGAAUUAUAUAAAGACUCAUUCUCUUCUGAUGACAGCAAUAAUGUUGAUAAACUAGUGACCCAAAACACUAAAAGCACUACUAAAUACACUUACAUAAUUGUCACAUCGGAGGUAUCAGGACCAGCAAUGAAUGAUGCUGAUAAACUUCAGUGUUUUAUUUCAGCCAUAUUUUAUAUAGGCAAAGGAUCAAGAGGUCGACCAUACUAUCACCUCUAUGAAGCUAUCAAACAACAGAAUAGCGGCAAGCGGAACAGUGAAAAGAUUAAAAGAAUCCACAACAUAUGGUCAGAUGGUGUAGGUGUAGUGUCACUGCAUGUGUUUCAGAACACCAUACCUGUGGAGGCAUGGACCAGGGAGGCUGCCAUGAUUUCUGCAAUAGGGCUGGAAAAUCUAUGCAACAGUAUCCAGGGAACAUUUUAUGGUUUGCCAAGCACAUGGUCCUGGGCUGAGAGGCGCCAGCUAGGAACUCAUCUGCUUUAUAGAACACUAAACAUCUUUAUGAAUGAAGGAGAACGUCAGCUGAGACCAUCUGAUAUCGCGCCACCAGACUGGAUGAAGUAAUGCUGGUGUCAGUGAUAUAAAUUCUGAAUUAAUAUAAUGCCCUAAUUAUUAACUUGCUUUUUUAUGGAAAAAAUGUAAUUUUUUUUUUCAACAAGUCGGCCGUCUCCCACCGAGGCAGGGUGACCCAAAAAAGAAAGAAAAUCCCCAAAAAGAAAAUACUUUCAUCAUCAUUCAACACUUUCACCACACUCACAAAUUAUCACUAUUUUUGCAGAGGUGCUCAGAAUACAACAGUUUAGAAGCAUAUACAUAUAAAGAUACACAACAUAUCCCUCCAAACUGCCAAUAGCCCAAACCCCUCCUUUAAAGUGCAGGCAUUGUACUUCCCAUUUCCAGGACUCAAGUCCGACUAUAUGAAAAUAAUGUAAUUAGAGUAACUAAAUUUUAAUAUUCAUGAAGGUGCUUUCUUCCAUUUAAUUUCUAAUAUUUAUCAAUUUUAAAACUGUAGUGUAAGUGUGCCUCUGGAAGAUAGUGAUGGAGUGAAUGAUAAUGAAAGUUUUUCUUUUUCGGGCCACCCAGCCUUGGUGGGAAAUGGCCGAUGUGUUAAUAAAAAAAAAUAAAUAAUCAAAUAUAUAGAAAUGGCAGGCUUAAACUUCAUGACUAAAUGCUCAUAAAUGACUUAUGAUUUUAAGCUUCUGCAGAUUGAUUGUUUACACAACUUUCUUUUUUAACACAACUACUGCCUCCCAUCAAGGCAGGGUAACCCGAUAAAAGAAGAAAUAUAAAGUUUUUUCAUUUUACAUUAAGUAAUUUAUACAGGAGAAGGGGUUACUAGCCCUUUCCUCCUGGCAUUUUAGUGGCCUCUUAUGACAUGCAUGGCUUACUGAGGAAGGAUUUUUUUUUCCCACUUCCCCAUGGAGAUGAAAGGAAAUAAGAACAAGAGCUUCAUAUUAAGAAAACAGAAGAAAACCCAAACGUGUGUGUAUACAUGUGUGUACAUGCUUAUGUAGUGUGACCUAAGUAUAAGUAGCAAGAUGUACCUGUUAUCUUGCAUGUUUGAGACAGGAAGGAAAAAUGCCAGGAAUCCUACCAUUGUGUAAAACAAUUACUGAUUUCCUUUCCACAUUUUUGGCAGGAUGGUAGUACCUCCCUGGGUAGUUGCUGUCUACCAGCCUACUAUCCAAAAUUAAACUUAGUAUUAACUGGAAUUAAAAGUGUAUUUUGUCACAUGAUGGAAAUAUUCUGUAUCACAUGAUACAUGUAACAUAAUUAAAAUCAAGGAUGGCAAAAGUAAUGUCAGUAAAUUUUUAGAUUUUAUUGAUAAAUGGUAAUGGAACAAAAGAUUGCUCUUUAUACUUUUAAAGGUUUGCUAAUUGUUAUUCAUAUCUCAUAAUAGCCUUAUGGAUUUAUAGUUUUAAUUUUGACAUUUGUAAUGCAGUGUUAAAAAUUACAGUAGGGCCCCACUUUACGGUGUUUUGCUUUAGAGCGUUCUGCUAAUGAGGUCAUUUCAAAUUAUGACCAAAACUCUCUCUAUACGGCUUGCCCCACUUGACUUUCUAAUACAGUCACCGUGCCCCACCCGGUUUGUUGACAUUCUCCGUGACAUCCUUAAGCACUAAGUCUGUCCAUUAUGUCUAGAAACCCCCAAAAUUUCAAGUGUUUUUAAGUUAUUUCAUAAUUUAUGUAUACUACUCUGAUAAUUAUACUUAUGUAUAAUUACUGUGCUGGCAUGCAGGUACACAUUAAAAUCAGUAAGUGUGUCUUAUGUCUUGAGACACCAUAUUAAUAAUAAUAAUAAUAAUCACCGAGUCUCAUUGAAUGUCGUGUAUUACGUUAAUAUACAUAUUUUCGUUAAUCCAUCUAUGAUAUUUCUUCAAAAUUAUAUAAUAAACAUGAUACAUAACAUAUAAAGAUGAUAAAUACACCCCACAGUAGAAUAACAUUUUCUCUAGUCCAACAUAAGAGAAAAUGUGUUACUGGGGGUAACUGCAGAAAAUUAUUCCCUUCAUAUGUAAGUUUAUUGAGGUAUACACAAAUAUAUUUACAUAGACUAUCAUACAUAGCAGCAUAUGUGUAAAGUACCUAGGAUAACCCAAAAAAGUCAGCGUGACUUGCUUCCAUUGCCUUCACUCAGAGCGUCAUAUCUUCUAAAAAUGGUGUUACAUGAUAAUGGGAGUGUUCCUCUUUAUUUAUUCUACCGUAUCAAUGUAGAAACAACUUGUGCAUAAUGUAACUUGUACACAAGCCAUACGUGUAUGCCUGGCUUGUUUACAAAACUUGCGUUCGCCUGGUUUGUUUACAUAACUCUGCGCCUGUCCUCCCUCAUGUGCUCAUUCUCUCUUUCUCUCUCUCUCUUAUUUAUUCGUUUUAUCUCGUUUACUCACCCCUGACCCUACAUUAAGACUACAAAUAUUUUAAGGUAAGUAAUGAGCAAACUGUAUAUUCAUUUUAUCGCUCUGGGAUGCUUAAAUAUCAUAGAAUAAU
Molecule: messenger RNA, 5184 nt
Organism: Cherax quadricarinatus
Lineage: Eukaryota; Metazoa; Arthropoda; Malacostraca; Decapoda; Parastacidae
Source: RefSeq, a predicted model, not a curated record